Molecule: messenger RNA, 691 nt
Organism: Telopea speciosissima
Lineage: Eukaryota; Viridiplantae; Streptophyta; Magnoliopsida; Proteales; Proteaceae
Product: RING-H2 finger protein ATL56-like
Exons: 1
Coding region: 34-612 (192 amino acids)
Source: RefSeq, a predicted model, not a curated record
AAAGAGAUAGACAAGAAGAAGAAGAAGAAACAGAUGAGCAGCAACGGAGAAGAUGGCAUCACCCUACGGCUCCGCCGUGAUAAUCCAAUUUUCUCAGGCCAAUAUCCAUCACGGCCACACAACGCCACAACAAAACCGAACCGUAAACUCCUCUCGUUCUUCCUCCAAGCCAUAGUCAUGGCCAUUGUUAUCUCCCUCUUCUUCAUCUUCUUAGGUAUCGCCGCCAUCGUCCUCCUUCACAUUUGUCUCGCCGGCGGUGCCCUCCAGCGACGCCGCCGCCGGCAGAGUCUCUCCUCCGAUUUUGCUUACGAAAAUGCUGAAUUCGGUCUUGGGUUGUCGCAAGAAGAGCUCCGUAAGCUUCCCAGCUUCAAUUACAGUGUUGCGUUCGAACGCGCGUUGAAUAGAGAUUGUGCUGUUUGCUUGGAAGGGCUUAGGGAAGGUGAGAGAUGUAGGGUUCUUCCAAAAUGCAAGCAUGUGUUUCAUGCGAAUUGUGUUGAUGCGUGGUUGAUCAGGGUCGCUGCUUGCCCGCUUUGUCGUGCGACUGUUGAACCAGGGUUACGAUUUGGUUCCGAGGAUUGUAGGAAAUUGAGGGAAAGGGAACAGGGUUUGUAAAGAAAAGGGUUGGGACCCUAAUUCAUCCUUUGAUGAAUCUGUAAGUCUUUUUUAGUUUUUUGGCCUCCGUUUUUUUUAG